UGGAGAUACACAUACCCGGGGGACACCGAUAGAGAUAUAUGGCUGGACGUGGCGCCUCCGUACGCACAUAUCACGUCGCGCUCCAGUCAAGAAAAUUUAGGCGCCACCAGCAGUCAGUCACUGGCAGUCCACCGUGCGAUCCGGGUUGAUUUAUAUCUUCUGGCCUCCACUUCCGGUUGGGUAUAUCUCGUGCGUUCUUAUUGACUUGACGAAUAUCGCGGUGCAAAGUGCAAACUAAUGGUAUUUUACUGCUUGACCAUGUCAACCCUGCUGCUCUCCAUCCUCGGACUCUCCGCGGGCCUCCAGCACUGCCCCAUGUGGAAGCAGAUAGCCCCCUGCAGCUGCAGGUUGGACACGGCGAAGCUCACCUCCAUCAGCUGCGAGAAGAUGACGUCCUACGACCAGGUGGUGGGCACCCUGCGCGGGCACUUCUCCCCUUCGGACAAGGUGUCUCUCAGGCUGGCCUCCUCGUACCUGGAGGACCUCCAGUUCCGGAGUUUGAAGGAGCUCAAUGUCACGCUGGAAAAUCUCAAGUUAAACCACGACUCUUUUGGAUCUCUCAAUGCUGACGCAUUUGAUGGUUCCUCAUCUGUUUCGUAUCUCAGCUUGGCCGAUAAUACUUUGGAAGUUGUUCCGGAACAAUUGUGGAAAAAAAUGCCAAACAUCCAAACUCUAGAUUUAGGAAGGACUAAAAUCAAGUACAUUUCGGAGAGCAACUUUAAAGACUUGCCCGUUUUGAAUUGUCUGGUUUUACCGGGAAAUCAGAUCUCAAGAAUAGACACCAACUCGUUUUCGCCCCAGUUGCAAAGGUUACACCUAGGCCGAAACUAUAUAAGAGACUUGAACGAUUCUCUGCUGAAUCUCUCGGAACUAGGUUGGCUGUUCGUCAACACCAAUGACCUGACGACUUUAGAUAAUCAGUUGCCCAGGACUGCACCGAAUCUGAUUUUAAUUCACGCGUCUCAGAAUAGAAUUGACAAACUUCCCCAGCAACUGAAAUUGUAUCCUUUGUUGGAAUCCAUCUUCUUCCAAAACAACAGGCUUAAGUCACUGGACGGAAUUUUGGCCAGACUGAAGUAUCUCAGACGAGCCGUAUUGGAUCAUAAUCAAAUUAAUACGAUUACCGAAGAAGAUUUCAUAGAAUCGGAUCUGAUGGAGUCCCUUCUACUUGGCCAUAACGAAAUCACCUCUGUAAACAACUCGUUACUGAAUCUCCACAAUUUGAACUUCCUCAACCUGACCUACAACCUCUUGACGGAAUUCUCGUUCCAAGACGUCGUCGGUCUACAAGAGCUUCGCAGCAUAGAUCUCUCCUACAACCAGAUAACUACACUAAUAGGACCCGCUGCCUUAUUUCAGAACUUGGUGGAAUGGAACAUUAAGCUCACAGAGUUGAAGUUGGACAACAAUCGACUCGAAACGUUAAACGGAGCCUUGGCGGGGUUACCGGAAUUACUUAGAUUGAAUCUGAGCUUCAACAGGUUGAAAAAGAUAUCGCCCGAUGACUUGAUCGGUCUGGAUCAGUUAAGGCUUUUGGAUGUGUCACACAAUCACUUGACGACAUUGGAAGAAACCAGCAAGACAUUCCUUCCUCGAUUGUCAGAGUUGAAAGCCAGCCACAACUAUUUGACAAUCUUAGAAAGAGAUUUCCAUGGAUUACCUGUACUUUGCCAUGCUGAUCUAUCAAAUAAUCAAAUCGUCGCUCUUGGAAGGGAUCUGGUAGCAAAAACGCGCUGCAAAAUUGAGCAUGGUGUACAUGAAGGAACUUGGGAUACUCUAAAAAUAUAUCUUCAAGAUAAUCCCAUACUUUGUGAUGCGGCGCUGCCUGAAAUAAUGUCUGCUAUGGAGAUCAAUCAUACCAGAAUCUAUGGCGUUUCACACUGUCCUCCACUUAGUGAACAACCAGUUACUUCUAAACCCAAUGCAUUUUUGGGGUACAUACCAGAAUCCACACAGAUAGCCCUUUCUGCAGAUCCAGUGCAGACAUUGGUUCUGACACAAAAUGGUCAAAAUACUCCAAGCAAUCAACAUGGGACCAGCUUCUCUUAUCCUGAGAAAAUACGUGAACCAGUUGUGGAGUUAAGAACUAGCGAUCAGUACACAAUAGAGAACGAUCAGCCAACAAUUAACGUCCCAGUAAAAAUAGAAAAACCUGUAGGCUUAACCUUAGAGAAUACAAAUAAUGCCUUGCGAUUAACUAGUUCUGAAAGACAAGAAAGCAACGAUAAUCUGACUCAAAAUUUGCAAAGAAAGACGGGAUCCAAUGCGAACAAUUCAUCAACUAGGGCAAACGACCAAACCCAAAUUACCACGAAUACUCAAGUGUUCGAUCCAGUGCAACAGGGACAACAAAUCACUAAGUUGGCUUCUGAGAUCGAAGAACUCAGAAGUAGAAUCGAAAAGCUGUCAUCCCAAAACGAACUGUUAUUAAACCAACAAUUCAACAAGAGCAGCACAACUGACCAAUCAAGUAAUUUAACAACAAAACCGCCUAACGAAAAUUUAAUAGAACCUCGAAAGCCAUAAUAAAUUAGUUAUUUUUUAUUUCUAAUAAAAGUAAUCAUUUAGAAUUUUGGAAAUAACUUAUUACUUGCUAGUCAUUUAAUACUAUUUUAUAUUUAAUAUUUUAAUAAAAAGAGAAGUAUUUUAAAAUUAUUGUACAUGACAAGAGAUUUCCUUUAACAAACUCUUUAAAAUCAAACAUUUAAUUUAUUAAUGAACAAUUUAAAUUAAUGUAUAUCAGCUGAAAAUAUAAUUAGUAGCAAAUAUUGACAAUAAUAAUGUACAAAUUAGCAAAAGAAAAAAUUUAAAUAACUAUGAAAUUUCUAUAAAAACUUAUCGAGAAAUAUUCAGUAGCCUCUGCAAAGUAGUACAAGCAAUUUUUAUGUCUACAAUUACAUGUAUUCGAGUAAGUAGUCUCAUGUUAUGCUGUUUAAAAACUGUUAUUAAGGCUUUAAUUUACGAUGAUACUAUUUUGUAACAAUUUCACAACAACCUAUAAAGCUAUUAAAUCCAUCAAGGAAUAGAAAAAGUUUAAGCUAUGAAUACUAGAGAAUUAUAGUUUUUUAUAAAAGAUACAAGCAAUAACGAAUAAUUUUAAAUUGAACUGAAAUAUUACGUUACUAGCAACUUAUUGCCAUUGCCUUUCCUACCAAAAUGUGCCAUAAAUUUCUCAUAACACCUAAUUUUUAGGCUUAUCAGGAUUUAAUCUUUUAUCGCUAAUAGUGAUGUAUAUAUUUCUAUGUAGCACUACACAUCUUGAGUAAUGAUAAUUACUAGAUUUAGAAUGAUUAAUAUAAAGUGUGUAUUUAUGAUAUUUAAUUAUAAUAAAAAAUAA
Messenger RNA from Anoplophora glabripennis (Asian longhorned beetle), 3337 nucleotides. RefSeq names its product insulin-like growth factor-binding protein complex acid labile subunit. Gene Ontology annotation, molecular function: protein binding. The record is from RefSeq and is a predicted model, not a curated record. NCBI's taxonomy places the organism in Eukaryota, Metazoa, Arthropoda, Insecta, Coleoptera, Cerambycidae. The coding region runs from base 238 to 2526 and encodes 762 amino acids. The transcript is spliced from 7 exons.